UAUUUUGAAGAGCAGCUGGCGAGUCAGUCAGAACCUGUUGAACCGCAAAGAUGUCCGGCAGCAAAAUUCCGUACGUGAAGCACAACAACGGCACCCAGAUCCAAGCCAUCGGACUGGGAACCUAUACUUCAUUGGGCGGGGACUGCGAGAAAGCCACUCUCCAUGCAAUCGAUGUGGGCUACCGGCACAUAGACACCGCCUAUUUCUACGAGAACGAGGGCGAGGUGGGUGCAGCGGUGCAGCAGAAGAUUAAGGAGGGCGUCAUCAAGAGGGAGGAUAUACACAUCACCACCAAGCUUUGGAGCCACUUCCAUGAACCGGAAAGGGUGGAGUACGCCUGUCGUAAGACUCUUCAGAAUUUUGGUCUGGAUUAUGUAGAUCUUUACCUGAUGCACUGGCCCUACUCCUAUGUCUACCGGGGUGACAAUGAAAUGAUGCCCACUGAUGCCAAAGGAGAAGUGGAAAUGAGCGACGUUGAUUACCUGGACACCUGGCGUGCCAUGGAAAAGCUGGUGGAGCUGGGGCUUACUAAGAGCAUUGGCGUUUCCAAUUUCAAUUCCGAGCAACUGACUCGCCUUCUGGCCAACUGCAAAAUCAAGCCCAUCCACAACCAGAUCGAAUGUCAUCCCGCUCUGAACCAGAAGAAACUGAUUGCUCUCUGCAAAAAGAAUGACAUUGUGGUGACCGCUUACUGUCCGCUGGGCAGGCCCAACCCUGCGGAAAAGACUCCCAAUUAUAUUUACGAUGCCAAGGUUCAGGCUAUAGGAGACAAGUACAAGAAGUCCACGGCUCAAGUGGUGCUCCGCUAUUUGAUUGAAAUCGGAACUAUCCCACUGCCCAAGUCUUCCAAUCCCAAGCGCAUUGAGGAGAACUUCAAAAUCUUUGAUUUCAAGUUGGAUGCCGAGGAUCAUGCCAUCUUGGAUUCCUACAACACUGGCGAACGUCUGAUUCCCAUGGUCCAUGCCAUCAAAAACAAAAACUAUCCCUUCAGCAUUGAGUUCUGAAAUGGAAAAAGAGCAAUAUUAUAUUAUAUUUGAUAUUUCAAAUAAUUCUUUAUGACUUAUAAAUGUUUUUUGA
Molecule: messenger RNA, 1077 nt
Organism: Drosophila bipectinata
Lineage: Eukaryota; Metazoa; Arthropoda; Insecta; Diptera; Drosophilidae
Product: aldo-keto reductase family 1 member B1
Cellular component (GO): cytosol
Molecular function (GO): aldose reductase (NADPH) activity
Source: RefSeq, a predicted model, not a curated record